AUGGCCUCCGUCUGCAUUUCCAACUGCAUCAACGACGCUCGACUCCCCGUCCGUCCCACCUACAUUAACCUCUACAAAUGGCCGGAAUCCGACGCCGAGUUCAUCCGAUCCGUCAGCUCUAAGCUCAAUCGAACUUCGCGUGUCGUCGAUAGCAUCUCUUGCCGUCAGAUGUACCUCAGAAGCUAUACCUUCUCUCGAGAAGAGGAGCACGUGCCGGAGACGAAGACUAAUAAGUGUUUCUCCAAAGUCGGAAUGCGCCAGAAAAUUUGUCGCCGGAAAAAGAAGAACACGGCGGCGAAAGUGGAGGCGGACGACGGCGAUGCUGAGAAAAUUAGGAAGUCUUCGAGGCUGAAGAAGGCGAAGGAACUUUCGUGCGCCGCUUUGACGUCCGUCUUCCGACGGUUGCUAUCGUGCACCGCUAAAGUCGAUGUGGCCGAUAAUGUGCGAGAGGUUCAUUAG
Messenger RNA from Benincasa hispida (wax gourd), 459 nucleotides. RefSeq lists its product as uncharacterized. The record is from RefSeq and is a predicted model, not a curated record. NCBI's taxonomy places the organism in Eukaryota, Viridiplantae, Streptophyta, Magnoliopsida, Cucurbitales, Cucurbitaceae.